Molecule: messenger RNA, 447 nt
Organism: Puccinia triticina
Lineage: Eukaryota; Fungi; Basidiomycota; Pucciniomycetes; Pucciniales; Pucciniaceae
Exons: 3
Coding region: 1-447 (148 amino acids)
Source: RefSeq, a predicted model, not a curated record
AUGAAACCAGCCUUGGAGACAGUUUUACAGCUGGAUGAAGCCCUUGUCGCCGGUCGAGUGGAGCCCGAGCAGGCACACGGCACACGGAGGACUCAUCGCCAACGGUCGGGGACCGACAGCGCAUUGAUCGACACCGUUUGGCUCCUUCAUGUGUCGAGAGAUCAAGACCGAGAGGGCGCCCACAAAGCCGGAGACCACUUUCCGGCGCCCUCAGUCGAUCGCCCGAGGACCAAACAACAACUGAUCACACAACACUUGUUUAAAACGUAUGAGAUCGUGCUUCCCGUGCAUGCGCAAAGCCCGGACAAAAUGGACCAUCACAGGAUAUCCCCAUCGCCGGAAGUGACUGGCGAACAUGCGCUUCUUCUCAUCAAAAGCCCAGCGCUGCGAAGCCCGCUGUUGGCGGUGGUCCGACGUCGAUCGCCUCGGGCGAUGCUCCAGACCUGA